Molecule: messenger RNA, 1536 nt
Organism: Xenopus tropicalis (tropical clawed frog)
Lineage: Eukaryota; Metazoa; Chordata; Amphibia; Anura; Pipidae
Gene: ldaf1
Product: lipid droplet assembly factor 1
Exons: 5
Coding region: 267-752 (161 amino acids)
Cellular component (GO): lipid droplet; endoplasmic reticulum membrane
Source: RefSeq, a predicted model, not a curated record
GAAGAGGAACUGUGACAGGAUAUUUAUGACCAGGAACAAGUUCUCUCACGCCUCAGACGAUUCUUUGGCAGCGCAGAAUUGUACUAAGGACAGGCUGAGCACGAAUGCACAUUAGUAGCUGGAGCCGCUUUAUGUCUGCUAAUCUACACAAGGCAGGGAAGUGCUUGUAUCUUAGUCGUCUCUUACAGGAUGGGUGUGUUUGGGAUCUAAUAGGCAGCAGUUGCUGCCCUGGUGAACUUCAGCCUAUUACUGGGUGUUAAUUAACAAUGGCAAGUGCAGAAAACAUCUAUCGAGAAAAAAUGCAAGAAUUACAAAAGCAGCUGAACAAAGUAAUGCAGACAAUCAAUAACCACUCCAAGGUAGAAGCCUUUCUGAAUUCUCCUUUCGGUCAAUACUUGGAUCAACAUCCGUUUGUUACCCUCUCGCUUUUAGUAUUUGUCUCCCUGUCAGCAGUGCCAGUUGGAUUAUUUCUGACUCUUAUUGUCGGAACAGCAAUUGCUGCCUGUCUUGCAGUCUUAAUAAUAGAAGGUAUUGUGAUAUCCGUCGGUGGAGUAGCAUUGUUCUGUGUCCUCUUCGGGCUUGCUGUUAUGUCACUCGGAGUGGCAGCAGUUCUGUGCGUGUCCUAUGUAGUGGGUUCAAGUAUUUUGAACUACAUGCAUGCAUACAGGAUGGCAGUUGGAACACAGAGAUCUGGACCUAUGUUACCAGCUCGUGAAAUGACAACGGCUGAAAAAUCUUUUAAGACCAGUUGAUAAGGGAUUAAAGUAACUGCAAAUUGCCUUUUUGCUUGUCUGUGUCCAGAAGUUUUCUUCUCAUAUUUACUGACUGUUACAAGAAGGAAAAUGUCUCCUUUGUUGGUGUUUUCCUUCAUGCUCAUGUUAAAGCACUUUUAUUCUCGAGGUUAAUUAUUUUGUAUUGUUAAAGGAAUGUCAAGCAAACUGUCCUUAAGAUGAAAUUCUCUUAUCAUAAGAUGUGUGUGUAAUAUAUAUAUAUAUAUAUAUAUAUAUAUAUAAUAUAUAUGUCAGGCCAUUUAAUAAAGGAUAUCCAUUAUUCUAAGAAUUCUGAGCAGUUGGCUUGCAAAUGGAUUAUCUAUUUCCAUCAAAAAUGUUCAUGGUUUAUUUUAUAAUAUCAAUAUGAUGCUGGCCAGCAAAUCUAUAAAUGAGCUAUAUCCUGUAUAUUGGUAUGCUGUGUAUAUAUUUUCAUUGGACUUGCUGUAAUUUAUAUACAUUUUAUUGGACUUGCUGUAUUCUAUUUACUAGAUGAGUUACCAGCAAAUAAUGACACUAUGGAACAGGAGUAUGUAUCUCUCUGCGGUGAAAAUUGUCUAUCACGAUUCAAUCCAUAUUCUCUGCUGAUGGAAUGUUUGUCUCCAGAAAAGAACAUUAUGUUUGACUGGAAAAUUAGAUGCCAUAUUUUUCUCCAUGACUUAAGCCUUUGUGUCUAAAUCUUGUGUUAUUUUUAUUGGUGGAUACAGCAUAAAGGUUGAAGGCUUAAGCGAUGGGUAAAGUAAGGAAUUAUAAGGUGCUUUGUUGGAUA